CUCUCUCUCUCUCACACACACACACACACUGCUAAUACACAGAGCUUUACUACUGGCUAAGCUAGACCACACGGCGACGUGUAGCCCCCUGUCUCUGCUCUCCACAUAAACACUAACAGAGACUGGGCAAGCUACUUUCACAAACUUCAGUACAUCUUAACAAGCACUUAAACCUUCUAUAUUUCUCCCUCCUGAUAUGUAUGCCGGGUAUUAUUCCCGGGAGAAUACUGAAACAACAGCACCGGAGGAUUGGUAAUGGAGGAAUUCGCCAUGCUCUCUCCCUGCUCUGUGUGGAAAUGAUUUUAACAGACACCGACUAACAGAGAAUUGUUGACAUACAUUUGGACUAGUUAAAAAACCUUUCAGAAAUCUAACCCUGACUCUGAGAACUUACAGAAGAGAAGAAACUUUGUUUUUUUUUUUUUUUUAUUUAAUCCUCAGAAUAAAAGGUUUUUUUCAGACCAAAUAACAAGGAUAUUAUCACGUAAAAGCACACAAUGCCGAGCUCAACCAUCCGGAGGCAGAUGAAAAAUGUGGUCAAUAACUAUUCAGACGCAGAGAAAAAGGUCAGAGAGGCGACCUCCAACGACCCGUGGGGGCCCUCUAGCUCGCUCAUGUCUGAGAUCUCUGACCUCACAUACAACGUGGUGGCCUUUUCCGAGAUUAUGAGCAUGAUCUGGAAGAGGCUGAACGAUCACGGCAAGAACUGGCGGCAUGUGUACAAAGCACUGACGCUGCUGGACUACCUGAUCAAAACCGGCUCGGAGCGUGUGGCCCUGCAGUGCAAAGAGAACAUCUUCGCCAUCCAGACCCUCAAAGACUUCCAGUAUGUUGACCGUGACGGUAAAGACCAGGGCAUCAACGUGAGGGAGAAGUCCAAGCAGCUGGUGGUUCUCCUGAAGGAUGACGAUCGGCUGAAGGGCGAGCGCUCGCAGGCUCUGAAGACCAAAGAGCGCAUGGCCCAGGUAGCCACCAGCGUCGGCAGCAGCCACCAGAUCGGCUUCGGUCGUGGCUCCAGCCAGCCGAACCUCUCCACCAGCUACUCGGAGGAGUACGGCAGAUCUGAGGGCUCACCGGCGUCAUAUCAUGGAUCCACAUCCCCUAAUGCGUCAUCGGAGCUAGAGCAGGCCCGACCGCAGACCAGCGGGGAGGAGGAGUUACAGCUGCAGCUCGCACUGGCCAUGAGCAGAGAGGCAGCAGAACAGGAGGAGAGGAUGCGCCGCGGGGACGACUUGCGGCUCCAGAUGGCUCUGGAGGAGAGCCGUAAAGACUCGGUGAAAAUGCCCAAAAAGAAGAAAGAGCCUCAGUCGUCCUUGAUGGAUCUGAUGGAUGCGGUCCCUGGAGGUCCUGCUGACCCUUGGGGGACAGGAGGUGCAGCAGCAGCAGCAGCAGCAGCAGCAUCAGCCCCCGCCUCAGACCCCUGGCAAAGCUAUGGUAAACCUGGUAGUGCCACUAAGCCAGCAGCUCCUGUGGAUCCCUGGGGUCUGCCAGCCUCUGCAGCAUCAGUCUCUCCCGUGAAGAACAGUGACCCCUGGGGGUCAAGCCCUGCUCCUGCAGUGGCUGAUCCAUGGGGCUCGGGGCCUGCCACUCGUCCCAAAGCCCCUGGACCAGGCUCUUUUGAUCUCUUCUCCACAUCAAAUGGUACCUCUAAGGAUGACCUAGAGGAUUUUGACAGUCUUCGUUCUUCAGUGAUGUCAGGUGGUGGUAAAGGAAGCUCAUCAUUACCUAUGUCUGCCAGCCCUGACCUGUUUGACCUGCAGGCAAGUGCGACAACCAGAAAAACUCCUGAGUCGUUCCUGGGUCCUAACGCAGCCCUGGUAAACCUGGACUCUCUGGUCACCAAGCCUGCUCAACCAGCUCCUGUUUCUAAUCCUUUUCUCGCUGGAGGAGCCACCCCUGCCCCUCCAGCUCAGGUCAACCCGUUCCAGGUGAACCAACCACAGCCACCCACUCUCAACCAAAUGAGAGUAAGCCCCAUGAUGGGCCUCUCAGGCCAGGGCUUUGGCAGCCUGGCACAGAGAAGCAACGAACCCAUGCCCUUAUCCUCUCUGGCCCCUGCUGGUGCUGUGGGCAUGGGUCCUGUGGGUGGCAUGACCCCUGUCGCUCCCAUGGGCCAAAUGAUGCCAAGCAUGGGCAUGCCAGCCUCCAUGUCUAUGCCACAGCCGCUCAUGAGCGGUGUGCUGCCGCCUACAGGCACCGCAACCCAGGCUACUGGCCCCACUAAUCCCUUCCUGUUGUGAGGAACAAUAUAGGCUCUCAUUGCCUGUCUCCGUCUCCCGGCUCCUUUCCUAUAGUAUGGACAGCAUACUGUUGUGUUCCCUAAACCAAUGUGCUAUUUUGAGACUUUCUGGAGUAGCAGUGGUGUUUACAGUUUUUACAUUGGCAGGAGAUGCCGUCUUUGGCGGUAGGUACCAUAGAGUGAUUGGUAUUUUAUUUUUCUAAAUUUACUCGAAUGGACUGCCAGCGAUUGAUUACUGUGUCUCUAGGUGUGACUUUCUCACCACUCUUAGUCUACGGUCGCUUUCCGAAAGACAGCCUCGUGUCCGAAGGCGCUCUGAUUUUUAAAAUUUCCUUUGAUUGCUCAUUUUCUUAAACAGAGGCUAAAAACUCUGCUUUCUCUUGUUUAAUUUUCUAAUUUUUAGUAUUUUGAAGCUGUAUAAUUGCAAAAAAAGCUAACCCCUUUUUAAUCAAAACAGCCACAAAUGUUCUACCUGGUGCAUAUACACUAUGUGUAUUUUACAGUACGUUAUGAGUAGACACAUUUUAGAGGACACUAUCAGUUUACAUGCUAAUAAUUUUGAUGUUCUGAGCAGGGAUUUUGCACACACUCUUUGUUUUUGUUCUUGUUUUGACUGUUGGCUCACCGUUAGUCCUUAGCGCGACUCUGAUCAACCUGUUUUGUUUUUCUUUUUUUUUUUUUUGUUUCGGGGGAAAUGCUUAGGACGUGCAGAAUUUUAUCCGCAAAGAUCGACCUGUUUCAGUGGUUUUAAACCUGAAGACGCAAUGGAGGGGAUUUUUAACAACGUGGAUUCGACUCCGAAAUCGUACCAUAACUCCACUUUUAUGAACAUAUCCACACCUCUCUUAAUGACACCUUAAAGUUUCCAGAGCUUGUGGACUGCUUUCAGUUCAUUCACGGUUCAUUACUCACACAGCGCCUCGCCCCCGUCUUCGUGGCGUCUGCUUGACAGAGCUAAUUAACGAGUAAAUCGAUACUAACGAUUAGUAUUCCGUCAGCUAGCUUUUCAACGACGUCUAAACUAGCUCCAGUGAUCUUGUUGCUUGGUGUGUAAAGGUAGUAAUGUUUUAGUUAAUGAUCGGCAGAACAAAGGGAAAUGGGAAGUUUCAUUUAGUUUUAUGUUUUCGUCAGGUCCAACUACAUCUACUGUUCCCAGUGUAACUAAUCGCUUUUACCAAGUGCAGAGUUUUUAUAUAGCGUAUGUUUAAAUAGUAAAAUAUUUAUCAGCGCUUUCCAUUACAGCAAGUCCACGGUGUGUAUGGAAAACCGACGUAAACACAUUUCUUUGGUUGGUGGGGGAUUUCUUGAGUAGGCCAGGGUGUGUGUGUGUGUGUGUGUGUGUGUGUGUGUGUGUGUGUAUGUGUACGUGUACCACACGUAUGGUUUUUUUUCCCCUUUAUCUGUUUGUGCUUUUUUUUUGAGCUAUGGUGUUAAAAUGCAUCAGUUGUUGAUUACCAUUAAAGCAUUAUUAUGUAGCAAUGGGACAUUGUUUAAAAAGAUGAGAACUUCAGCUCUCUAAUCCCUUUGUUGAUAUCAGAUUUUUAUUUUAGAAAACCUUUAAUCAUGACUGGGUUCUUUAUCAAUGCAAGUUAGAUUCCUGCUUUUAUGUGGAUUUUAUUUCUCCCAAGAAGGUCAAAGAUCCACUACAUGUUCCUGCAUGCUUCAAUUCAACUUGCUAAUGAAUUGAUAAGUCUAAAGGAUUUACAGACCGUUAAUGUAUGUAUAUAUAUAUAUAUAUAUAUAUAUAUAUAUAUAUAUAUAUAUAUAUAUAUAUAUAUAUAUAUAUAUACAGUACAAUAAAAAUUUUUAUGCUUGUAAAAGCGUAACAUUUUUUAUUCUACCCAAACGUAGUUACCAAAGUUAUAGAGCUUUUGCUGUUUUACAGAGUGGACAGUGUAGUUUUAUAACACAUACCUUUUUUUUUAUUUUAAUUUUAACUAUUUUUGGCCCGAGUAUCAGUGUUCUGGAAUCGAGUCGUCUCUCCGAUAUAGAAAUGUGCCGUCUUGAACCGUCCUCUUCAUUUGUGACCUCUUCCGGGAGAUUCUGUGGUAGUACUGCCCCGAGCGCAGCCGUGUAUUACAUCCUUGGGUGUGUUCAUUCUCAUAAAAUCCACAUCCAUCCUCAGGCAAUCAAGGGGAAGACAGCUUUAAAACCUACGCAUUGUUUCCCGCAUUGGACGCAACAGUCGGUGCAGGUGCUUGGUCCUGUGAUAUCAGACUUCUUGCUGAUGAACAUCAGAUUAAAUUACACGAUUGGUUGUGGAAAAUAAAAUCAAUUCUGUUUAGUUAUGCAAACUAUCAUUGCCAGUUAUUGCUUUCACUGAUACAAUAUCUAGCUCAGUUUGUCCUGUCUCAUUUUGCUGUUACUGACUGUGUAUCACUCAUGUUUUCCUGUUCCUUUGUACAUUAUUAUGCAUUUAUUGUGGCGGACUAACCUCAUGAACAUGCAUAAACACCUUUUACUUUCUCAUGUUACGUCUGUGUAUUUACCAAACUGUCUCAUGUUACUGGGAGCAGGCUGCUUUUUUAUGAAUGUGCUCAACCUGUUGGCAUUAUAACUGUAUAAUAUAAUUUAUCAUUUGUUCUAUUGUAACAUAUUGUUCUGUAUCUUAUUUCUGUGUAAUGCUUUUGUAGGAAAGUCACAUGAAAUUUUAAAUGCCAUCUAAAUCGCAGCAAGUGAUAAAGGACCUGUAGCUGCAAUGAUAAAAAAAAUAAACUGUAUCACUGACA
Messenger RNA from Hemibagrus wyckioides, 4968 nucleotides. RefSeq names its product epsin 2 (gene epn2). Gene Ontology annotation, molecular function: clathrin binding; phospholipid binding. The coding region runs from base 498 to 2240 and encodes 580 amino acids. The record is from RefSeq and is a predicted model, not a curated record. The transcript has 9 exons. Gene Ontology annotation, biological process: endocytosis. Lineage: Eukaryota; Metazoa; Chordata; Actinopteri; Siluriformes; Bagridae. Gene Ontology annotation, cellular component: plasma membrane; endosome; clathrin vesicle coat.